CGCGCGCACCGCUGCCUGCCACCGCCGCCGCCGCCACCGCCGCCGUCGCUGCUCGAGCGGGCGCUGCUCCCGAGUCGAGCCGCCGCCGCCGCCACCACCGCCGCCGGCUUUGUGCUUCCAGCCGAGGAUGGGAGCGACCUCUUCCUGAAAGCGAGCUGUCUCCAAAAGGGAGUGAGCGCGCCCGAUUGCCCGGCGGCGUGCAGGGAAUCCAUCCACAAGGCUCAGCCCAGGUUGGGACAUUUGGAAGUCUCAUUGUACAACAUGCUGCAAAUAAGUCUCUCACCGACUGUUUCAAUGGGAUUUCGUCUGGUAGCUAUGGUGGCUCUCUUGUUUUCCCAUGUUGACCAUAUAACUGCGGAAGCAGAGUCAGAAGCAGGGGGAAAUGAAACCACUGAAUGUACUGGCUCAUAUUACUGCAAGAAAGGGGUGAUUCUUCCCAUUUGGGAACCCCAAGACCCAUCUUUUGGGGAUAAAAUUGCUAGAGCAACUGUGUAUUUUGUAGCCAUGGUCUACAUGUUUCUCGGAGUUUCCAUCAUUGCCGACCGGUUCAUGUCCUCCAUAGAAGUCAUCACAUCUCAAGAAAAAGAAAUAACCAUAAAGAAGCCCAAUGGGGAGACCACCAAGACUACAGUAAGGAUCUGGAAUGAGACGGUGUCAAACCUGACCUUGAUGGCUCUGGGCUCAUCUGCUCCUGAGAUUCUCCUCUCUGUCAUUGAAGUAUGUGGCCAUAACUUCACUGCAGGGGACCUUGGUCCCAGCACCAUCGUGGGAAGCGCUGCCUUUAACAUGUUCAUCAUCAUUGCGAUUUGUGUUUAUGUGGUCCCUGAUGGAGAGACAAGGAAGAUUAAGCAUUUGCGUGUGUUCUUUGUGACAGCAGCCUGGAGCAUCUUCGCCUAUACCUGGCUUUAUAUAAUUCUGUCUGUCAUCUCUCCUGGUGUUGUGGAGGUCUGGGAAGGAUUGCUCACUUUCUUUUUUUUUCCCAUCUGUGUCGUGUUCGCUUGGGUAGCAGACAGGCGGCUUCUCUUUUAUAAGUAUGUCUACAAGCGGUAUAGGGCUGGCAAGCAGAGGGGAAUGAUUAUUGAACAUGAAGGAGACAGGCCAGCUUCCAAAACUGAAAUUGAAAUGGAUGGGAAAGUGGUCAACUCUCAUGUUGACAAUUUCUUAGAUGGUGCUCUGGUUUUGGAAGUCGAUGAGAGGGACCAAGAUGAUGAGGAAGCAAGGCGUGAGAUGGCAAGGAUUCUGAAGGAACUUAAGCAGAAGCAUCCAGAUAAAGAAAUUGAGCAAUUAAUAGAAUUAGCCAACUAUCAAGUCCUAAGUCAGCAGCAAAAAAGCCGAGCAUUUUAUCGGAUUCAAGCUACUCGCCUGAUGACUGGAGCUGGCAACAUUUUGAAGAGGCAUGCCGCUGACCAAGCAAGGAAGGCUGUCAGCAUGCAUGAAGUCAACAUGGGAGCAGUUGAAAAUGACCCGGUCAGUAAGAUCUUCUUCGAGCAAGGGACAUACCAAUGUCUAGAGAACUGUGGUACUGUGGCUCUUACCAUUAUCCGUAGAGGGGGCGACUUGACCAGCACUGUGUUUGUUGAUUUCAGAACAGAAGAUGGCACAGCCAAUGCAGGGUCUGAUUAUGAAUUCACUGAAGGGACUGUGAUCUUUAAACCUGGGGAGAGCCAGAAGGAGAUCAGAGUUGGCAUCAUUGAUGAUGAUAUCUUUGAAGAGGAUGAAAACUUCCUUGUGCAUCUAAGCAAUGUCAGAGUCUCUUCUGAAGAUUCAGAAGAUGGCAUACUAGAAGCCAAUCAUAUUUCUUCACUUGCUAGUCUUGGGUCCCCCUGCACUGCCACUGUGACCAUUUUUGAUGAUGACCAUGCAGGCAUCUUUACGUUUGAGGAACCAGUGACUCACGUGAGUGAGAGCAUUGGCAUCAUGGAGGUGAAGGUUUUGAGAACAUCCGGAGCUCGAGGAAAUGUUAUUGUCCCCUAUAAAACCAUUGAAGGAACAGCCCGAGGUGGAGGGGAGGACUUUGAGGACACGUGUGGAGAACUCGAAUUCGAGAACGAUGAAAUUGUCAAAACAAUUGAAGUCAAGGUAAUUGAUGAUGAGGAGUAUGAGAAAAACAAGACCUUCUACAUUGAGCUCGGAGAGCCCCGCCUGGUGGAGAUGAGUGAGAAGAAAGCCGGGUUGUUGAGUGAGCUUGGUGGCUUCACAUUAACAGGAAAAUACUUGUAUGGCCAGCCUCUCUUCAGGAAGGUUCAAGCUAGAGACCAUCUGCUUCCCUCCACUGUAAUCACCAUUUCAGACGAGUAUGAUGACAAGCAGCCACUGACUAGCAAAGAGGAAGAGGAGAGGCGCAUUGCAGAAAUGGGGCGCCCCAUCCUGGGAGAGCACACCAAGCUGGAGGUGAUCAUUGAAGAGUCUUACGAAUUCAAGAGCACUGUGGACAAACUCAUUAAGAAGACGAACCUGGCCCUUGUGGUAGGGACAAACAGCUGGAGGGAGCAGUUCAUCGAAGCGAUCACUGUCAGUGCAGGGGAAGAUGACGAUGACGAUGAAUGUGGGGAAGAGAAGCUGCCCUCCUGUUUUGAUUACGUGAUGCACUUUCUCACAGUAUUCUGGAAGGUUCUGUUUGCCUUCGUGCCCCCUACAGAAUACUGGAAUGGCUGGGCCUGCUUCAUCGUCUCCAUCCUCAUGAUUGGCCUCCUGACAGCCUUCAUCGGAGAUCUGGCUUCCCACUUUGGCUGCACCAUUGGACUGAAAGACUCCGUGACUGCAGUUGUGUUUGUCGCUCUCGGAACCUCAGUGCCAGACACGUUUGCCAGCAAAGUAGCAGCCACCCAGGACCAGUACGCAGAUGCAUCCAUAGGCAACGUCACCGGAAGCAACGCUGUGAACGUCUUCCUGGGAAUCGGCGUGGCCUGGUCCAUUGCUGCCAUCUACCAUGCGGCCAACGGGGAACAGUUCAGAGUGUCCCCUGGCACGCUAGCUUUCUCCGUCACUCUCUUCACCAUUUUUGCAUUCAUCAACGUGGGGGUGCUGCUGUAUCGGCGGAGGCCGGAAAUAGGAGGUGAGCUAGGUGGGCCCCGGACUGCCAAGCUCCUCACAUCUUGCUUGUUCGUGCUCCUGUGGCUCUUGUACAUUUUCUUCUCCUCCCUGGAGGCCUACUGCCACAUAAAAGGCUUCUAAAGGAACAAUCAGAUAUAGUAAAUUUAUAUAUAUACAUAUAUAUACAUUAAAAAAAUAUGUAUAAUGAACAGAGGAGACUGACAUUUGUUAUGUUCACUUAACCUGCUGAUGGAAUCCAGCUUCAAGAACAUACUCUGUACUAGGGCGGAAGUCAGAAACCACCAUCUCCCAUUCCCAGGGCAUCAUCGUGUUGAACAAGGCAUGGAGGCAGGUGCACCUCGCAUCUCAGCCUAGGAGGGCUGUACCCUCUCCAAGUUUGUAAAUGGCUAAGGCUUUGGUUUGUUUUUCCUUUGUUUUGUUUCCAGUGGGGUCGGGGAGGUGGUGGUUGGCUUUUGGUUUGGUUUGAUUUUGUUUUGUUUUGUUGGGAGAGCCAGGAUCCUCCUUCUCUUUAUGGGAAGCGUUGAUCCACCCAAAGGUGUAUGGAUUUGGGAUCAAUCUGGAAAUCAUUACGAUUCUCUCCUCACCUCCUCCAAACACUUUAAACGUUACUUUGGAUUAAGGAAGGAUCUGGGCAUGGAAGAAGAAAGAAGCACGUCUCUAUUACCAAAAUGUUAUGCUUAUCUCCGAGAUGUUAAUAGAGGCGAAUUGCCUCGAGGAAGAGAAGCAUGGGAGCUGAACUGGAGCCAGGAGAAGCGAUGGUUCUAGAAGUAGACUAAGGAUAUGGUGCCUGGCACUCUCGUUCAACUGGUACAGGGAUAAUGUGCCUAGAUUCCCAGGAACACCCAGAACUCUUCAUCCUUAUCUCUUUAGCUCUGAACUGUGAUUAGCAAGACCCUUAUUCUGCCCAGCCCAGCUAAUUCCCCAGGUAUCCCAUCCCAGACCCCCCUCCUGCCCACCACCCAAUCCCCUGCAAGUAGGAAAAUUAACCCCAUCCCCCCCAAAAAAAUAGAUAAUCCUUUUGGUCAUCACGUGUGUCCAGGUCCCACGUUGCUGUUGCCUGGGACUUUUCCAAUCAGUUUUAUUUUCAGUGGCAUCCAUGGCUUGCACAAUCCUGUUCCAGUCAUGACUGAACAUUUGCCCUCCUUCAUGUGCCUGUUUGGGAAUGUUGUUGUGAUCCCCUUUACACAGUGCAUGGACGACAAACAAAGAAAACAAAGCGUAUCUGUAUAUAGUAGAGUAUAGCAAAUACUGUUCUCCCAUUCAGCGAUGUUGAUUGGACAUUGAAGACGCGAGUUUUCCUUUUACCUGAGCUGUUACUUUUGAGUUGUUACUGAGUUUGAAUAUUAGUAGGUAUAAAAGAAGAAAAUGGCUAAGUGUUCAUGAUUCUGCACAUUCAUUUCUAAGAAGCAAUAACUGUCAUGUGAGGAGAGAUUAAAGUUAUUGAGAGGACAGAGGAGCUACAGAGAUCUCCAUGGAAUUUUAGCCAAUGUAGGGCAUAGCAGAGGCCUCCGAGAAUCACCCAUGAUUAAUUCAGGCAGGCCAAAGAGAAAGGCUGGGGAGAAAAGUGGACACUUUGGGUGUGCCUGUACAUUUAGAGCCACCGUUUCCACACUACCCCUCCCCCCAGGUAUUUAUUGCGCAUCUGCUCUGUCUGGCACAGAUGGUAGAUAGUGCUAGCUUGUUUUAAUUUUUUUUUUUUCUGUAGAAGGCUGUUUUGAGCCCGGUUUCAUUCACCUUCCAGUCCAGACUCCCUGAAUUCAUUAGCAACUCCUGAGUGGAAAAGAAACCAGAGUGACCAGUGGGCCUUUAGAAGUCCACUGCAUAUGACACGAAGAGGAGAUAACACAAAGGGACUGGAACAUUCCAGGAAGACAACACUGGGGAGGUUUUUUUUUUUUAACCCUUUGAAAGAAAUAGCUCUUUCUAUUCAAAAGUACCAAAGAGCAAAGAUAAACCCGACAUUCCAAAAGCAGUGCUUCUUCGCCCGCCUCUCAGACAGGUCUCUGAGACCUCCAUAACCCUUUGCAUUAUUGAUUCAAAGAUACUUAAGAAAUAAAUGUUUCUGAGACCUCCUUUCUCUUCUUCCACUGUGAUCAUAGCUGUCCAUUAUUUAAUACACAUUUAGUCACUGAGUUCGUAGUUAGAUAAUUGUUACCCAUUCAGUAGGUAAUAUACUACUUCCUGGUAGCUGACCAGUGACCAAGGUAGCCCAGAUUCCUGCCCCCAGGAGGUAUGAGUGAAUGGGAUCCCUAUUCAAAUAGUAUGAGUUGACCUAACCAUACUGAGACAGUUUUAUCUUGCAAGAGAAAGAUAAUUAUGACUUCUUUUUAACCCAAUCACAUUAAGAAAAAAAAAAUUGCACAACAAAAGCAGUUGACCAAAUACUCACUUUUUUUUUUUUCUUAGAAAAAUGUAAUGUUUCACUCUGGAACAGUACUCUUUCACCUUGGCCGACUUGCAGGUUCGUUCAUCUUCCUACUUUAGACCAAGCAGGGUAGUCAUGGUGGUGACCGGAAUCACUGAGAAGACCCGGUUAACCAGUUUUUAUCUAUGUGGCACUGCUUCCUUUCCAUCACAAUAUACUGCAGCCCGCCAAUAUUGGUGACACUGGUGGCCCACAGAGGUACAUUCUAACCCACCUUGUUUUUGUUUUUUUGUUUUUUUUAACUUUAUUUUAGAUUUUAAACGUGGAAAGCUAGCCUAGAACUACUAAGUAAAUGCAGUCCAAGGAUAUACAUGGUUAAAAAUAUUAGAAAGGUUUUGCACUGUUUUUGAUUUGUUUUUGUUUCUGUUUGGUUACGUUCCAUCUUUGGAAUGUCAAUAAUCCUGCAGCGAAUUUUCACCCUGCAGCGAAUUUUCACCGAGACCUUCCCAAGAAAUUCUUGCUGUUGGUCAGUUUCAAGUUCAAGCAUUUUGGUUUGUUUGCCUUUUCAGUCUUCAUGCUGUAGGGAAAAUAUGAUGUUCAGGGUUGUUAAUUAUUAUGUGUAAAAUGAUUUCAUUUUAUUUGUUUGAUUAUUAUUUUAUUUUGUGUGUAUUGUGCACGACUUUAGGGGAACAGGCACUAACAGUGUUGUUCCUUGGAAUUGGUACACAUUGUCGACACGAAAAAGAAAUAAAGUUUCUAAUUGUUUGUGAUUUCAUCACUAGUGGCACAGCAUAUUCUGUACAGGGGAAUACCUCUCUUUACCAUGGGCUCCAGUCUUCGUUCUGUACUGGGGAAUUCCUCUCUUUACCAUGGGCUCCAGUCUUCGUUCUGUACUGGGGAAUGCCUCUUCUCAUUGUCCGUUGUUUGUUUUCAUGUUUUGAAGAAAUAAAGACCAACAAGGUAUCAUUGUGCAAUUGGUAUCCUCAUCCACAGGAAAGGAGACAGCCAGAAUUCAAGGUCAUGCAAAUGUCAGCUCUUUGGACCUACAGUGUUCUCGUUUAAAUGUCCCAAGAGCAGCACAUGGAGUCAGAGUGUCUGUCUGUCCUGUGACACUGUGAUCAACAUUAAGUGUGCCUUGCUGUCACCAUUUUUUCACCUUUUAGUUUAGCUCGAUCUUCUUGCUUUCUGCAUCCAAGGUCAUGGACUCAUAAACUAUUAUUGCCGGGCAACUUUUAGCACACAGUGCAUUAGACUAAAUCAUGCAGACCAUCACAAUGGAUAUUGGAAGUACAGUUACUUCCCAAGGGACAAGCAAAUCGUUCAUUUAGUAUCAUGCAUUGUAUUUCUUCUUGCUCCUAGUACGGCUUAUGUUUUAUGUUAUUAACUUCUGGUUUUAUGCAUUAUAUGUUCCUGACUUUCCUUUCCCAAACAAUCGAUAGAGCCUAGAAGAGGUGACCCGGCAUAGAAUGAGAAUUGCAGGAAAAGAACUAGUACCCUCUUACUGUGGUAGAAUCUGGACAUUAGCUGCAUGUAAAUGACUCUGUUCAUCUGAGCAUCUUAUUUCCCACAAAUUCUUUCAUUACAGCGUCCUGUGGGCCUGUGUGGCACAUUUUCAAGGGAGGGAGGAAAUAAGGUACAAUUUAAACACUCUUCUUGAAUCAAAGAAUUGAUUACGCCUUCUGAAUAUUGAUCUUUAAUUUUAUACAACAUUGGCAGCCAGUGUUUACUUCUUGAAUAAAGAGCAAAAAUGAGUAAUAUAGUGAGGAUUCUUGACCAUUUAAUAGACUUCCACAAAAUUCUCUGGCUGAUUGACUCUCAAGUGCGUAGGAGCAAGCACUCAUUAGUUCACAGGUUCUGAUUCAGUGCUUCCAACCAUGACCAUUUCAGAGAAUCUUGCUCUCUAAAGCAUAAGUGCACCAAGUUUUUGUUGCUCUUGCUUUUCAAAUAUAAGAUUAUAAUACAAAUAAGCUGUCUGAAACAAGCCUGCAAGAUGGACAGGUAGCUCACAUCUAAUAAGCAGCCCCUCCCCAAGAGGUGAUCUCCAAACAAGUAGAAAUGCAUUGUGUCCAUUGCCCUUUCCACACCAGGCUUCGCCAUUAGAAACGCUGUGUGCCCACAUUCCUGGCCUUGACCUAUCAAAAUCAAGUGAGAGGGGCUAGUUUGCUCUCAUACCCGACAGCUUUGUAGAAGGAAUUAGAAAUCCCCUCUUUUUUUAAAUCAAUUAAUUCAGUUUCAUUAAGACUUACUUAGUUUUUGUUUUGUUUUGUUUUUUUUUUUUUUGGUUUUGUUUUGGUUUGGUUUUUCUGAGUUAAAAAUGUGGAAUCUGCCUCUUGGUUUUAAUUUUCCUUUUCUGAUCUUGGGAAACUGUACCCAGAGCAAGUAGCGGUUGCACCAUCAUGAGUUUAGGAACAUGUGGCCAUUUCACCACUGACAUUGUGCAUCCUAACUUACAGCUAUAAUCUGGCAUUCUUUAUAAUAACCAUGCCUCUUGGCAAAAACUUGGAAGUAUGAUGGUCAGUUGGUAAAUAAGUGGUGUGUCACACAAAAGAGACAUGAAAAAAAAACACAUUGGUAAGUAUCCAACUUGCUGUGACCUUGCCUCGGCCUGCCAAGAUGUCCAAAGGGAUGCCCUUAGAGAAUCUCCAAGUUUUCAGUUUUGUCAAACAUUCUCUGAUUUCUUUGUCUCAAGGGACGUUUACGGAUCAUUACUUAUUCUUGAUGCACUUACUUUUUGUAAAGAGCAUCACUUCAUACUGUAGGCUUUCCUUUCCAUACUGCCCAACUUUGCCAUUCUUCCAUCAACCACUCUUAGUACGUUCAGUAAACUUCAUGAUGCCUGCUGUUACCUCUCAGCAGCAGGGGAAAGCUCAUGCUCGAGAGUUUUUCUUCUGGGAGCAAACUUGUCCUAGAAAAAUCAAAGAUGACUAGUUUUCACAAAGACAACAGAUUUUAGAGCAAAGUGUAUUAUCUCUACAAAUAUUUGGGUUCUGCGGUACCCUAGAGUUACAUACUAGCUCAUUAAUAUCUCUUGGGUUGUAUUUAUCAUGCCCCAUGUCCAUCUCCCAGCCUAUUCAUUCAGUAUCUGUAAGAGUGGGAAAGAACAGCAAGACAUAUGUCCCCAAGCCCUGUGCAGAGUUUCUCUAAAACUGUCAUAUGUAAACACAUAAAAAUACAUAUGACUCUAAGAAAUAUGAGUGGCCCAAGUGCUUCACUGGUUAGUGUGUUUCAGGAAUGCAAUGGGUAAGAAAAUUCACAUUAAAAACCAAAUAGACCAAGAAAGAAAUUACCAAACUUCAGGGUUACUGGAUCUGUUUUAGGAGUUAACUCACAAAGUCCAACCCUAAUAAUUUGUUUGUUGCAAAGACAGGUAUACUCUGCCAAAUCUAAAAAAAUGUACUUGAGGAAGGGAAAGUUACCUACUAGGAUGACUGACUAUACAGCCUUCUACCAGUACCCCGCUAGUGAUCUUAUAAUCUAUAGAACUAUUUCUUAGACUCCCUUGCAAAUAUGGAACAAAGAUCAGUUAUACAAGAAGGCAAUAUUUAUAUGGUUGCUGAUUUGCAAUGUUCCACCUCUAUUGUGAAGAUCAUAAUCCUGAAGAUUUUUCCAAAUAAAAUAACUACCCCUAUGUAUUAAAUCUAUUAAAUUCAACCAAGUCUGUAACUGCUUCACAAAAUAUUUCACUGAAGAAAUAAAAUAGAUAGCAUAUCCAUGAUAAGAAUCAUAUGAUCACAAUGGCUGCUUUUGUGAAAAAAAUGAGAUUCUUUGUGAAUCUUUCCCUACAUUGCUAAAUUCAUUUUAGCAAACAUUAGACUUGAAGAAUAUCCCAGUGAAAAAUCUUGGGAACUUUUUAUCCUGCAUUGCCAUAAUGCUCAUAGAACCAAGUUGUAAAGGUAAAAUAAUGAUAUGGGUGAGAAUUAACUAUACCUUUGACAAGAUUAUAUUUUUUAAAUGAAACAGUUUGGCAUAAAGAAAAUGUGUUAAGUAGGAUUUCAUCACAUAUUACCCUUAUUUAAGAUAUUUGAAACUCAUUACCUUUAAGUAAGAAUGAUUUCCAUUUCCCUGAGACAACUGUAUAAUUUAAACUCAUUCUCAUGUUUGAUAUGAAAGUCAAAGCUGGGCAUAUAUAGCUUUUGGCUUGGACAACUAAAGAAAAGUAUGCUUUUGGCAUACUUUCCAUGUCAUUGAAUUAUUUUGUGGAAUACAUUAGAGCUGUGCAGAUAUCUCAUAAAAAUAUUUUCAAUAAUUCCCUUACAUUUUAAAAUGUAUAAUGUUUUUAAAUUACUCAUCUUGGUAACUUAAUACUUCUCCCUUUUAAAAGAUGACUCCAUUUUGAUAUUGUUACUAAGGUUUCAAGACUAAUUAUAAUGUUGAAUCAAUACAUAGGGUGGGCUAUUGGACUUGAGUCAGCCCCAAUAACAUGUGGUCCAGACAGAUCUACCAGUAGUUAAAUGUUUCAGAAGAACCAGCAUUUUAGGGUACAACAAAGGUGAAUGUUGCAUUUGGUCUUUUUUCUACCAAAGGUGUGCAUUUUAACCAGUGCAAAAACAAGUUUAGAAGGUUUAAAUUACUAAUUGCAAGAUUCUUUUUCUUGAAACUGGACAUUGUUCAAUCAGUGACUCCCUUCUUUCCUUUUUCUCCCACACCAUAGAGAUAUGUACAUUAAAAACAAAGAUAAAUUUCACAUGUUGAAUAGCCUGAACUGCAUCCUACAUAUCUAUCUAUGGUUGCCCAGAAAUUCAUGUCAAGUUAGUUCCUUUCACAUCAUAUCUCUUUCAUAAGUGGAACAAAGCACAAAAGGGAGUGUUAUUCUAAAGGUAAAGGUGUACAUUUCAAGUUGUUUGAGAGAUGUUUAGAAUAACAAGUAUCCUUCCCCAAAAAAGGUGCAAAAAUAUUUUUUUAAAAAAAUAAAUUCAUUUUUAUUCCUUUUAUUUAGCAAGUAUUUCAGCUAGGAAGCCUUUAGGACUUAUUUGGUUCUUUCUGCCUUUGAGAAUGAGUCUCAAAAACAGUUCUUGUAAAAAAAAAAAAAUCUGACCAAGAUCAAAUUCUGGAAGUUAAAAUAGGAUGGGAUUUUGUAUUUUUGCUUAAGAGAUGGUAUCAAGCAGGCAGGCAACCGUGUCAGUUAAUAUUUUCUAGAAAUGUGUCCUACAGUUGGGAGACACAGAGAAGGGUCUCAUCCAGUCUGUCCACUGAUACUUUAUCCCCAGCUUGGUUGCAUGUUGGGAGAUACAGAGGAGGGUCUCAUCCAUCCUGUCCACUGAUAUACUAUAUCCCCAGCCUGUUGGAUCUUUCACUGGCUCAGGUUAAGGUUAGACAUUUACAACAGAGCCAACGUUCCAACUUUCACGUCUGUUGGUUGUCUUGUCUCUGUCAUUUCCCCUCCAAAAUCUUACUAGCCCGGCCAACCAGUUGCGCAUGAGGCUUCUCCAGGGAGCCCUCUCAGGGCAAGGCAUGAGAUUGAACAGGUGCAAAGCCUUUGGAAUUCAUUUACAAUUGUUAUCAUUAAGUCAUCAAAACUUUUUUGUCUUUUCAAGUUUCUGUUCAAAACUCCAAGAACAGAGUUCCUGCUCUCAUGGGUAUCUUAUAGGAACUUUGACACACCGACUCUAGUGGUCAUGUCAUUGUUAAAAGAAAAGAAAGAUCGCUUUAUGACUACUUCGGAUUCAUUUCACACUGCUUCAGAACUUCCACUAAUCAACAUCAGCUUCAUGGCCAGCAGAAUUCUGUCUUUACCUCAAAUUUAGAAUUGUUUUAUUUUAAAAAUUCAGAAUUAUUUUGGGUGUCUUUAAAGGAGUUUAAAAUAUUUAAUGAUUUGUUGAAAUCAAGACAAAAGAAAGGAAUGUUUUGCACAGGCUAUUGGGCUAUACAGGAGGACCGGUUUUUGUUGGGCUGUCUUGAUGUCUUGCCCGUCUUUGUAAGUUUACAUUUAUACUAUCCCCAAUGAAAUGUUCUCUAUAAGAGGACACAGAGCAUUGGUCUUCACUUCCUGUCUUUUUAAAUCCUGCCAGGGGAAAAAAAAAAAAAAACAGCUGUUUCAGAACGUAUAAUGUAGGGGCAGGAGAAUGCCAAGUACCAUCCUGGUUGAACCAGAAGCUUUGAACAAAAGCGCAUGUCAUUUUACCUGUCUCUGAGUUAAUGCUGUGCUCAUGAACCAGCUAUGGUAAGGAUGGGUGGAGCUAGAUAAACAGCAAAUGGAUGACUAAAGACUGACAAGGGAUCAGACACAAGUUAAGCCAGAGAGGCAGAAAAUUAGCCAGUUUAACAAAGCCCCAUCCACAAUCAUUCACAGACAUUACAUUCAGUUCAAACUUGAAAAAAUAAUAAUAAUUCAGUCUGGCCAGUGGAGCAGUUUCAAAAUCAGAGUUUAUGUUUCUGACACAAUCUCAUAAAUUUCCAGCCCUUAUUCUGAUAAAAUGUUAAGAAUCAUAAGGUAACAUGAGACAUUAAAGGAAGGAUGAUUUAAGACAAUUAACACUGGCCCUGAAUUUAAUCAGAUCCCAAUUACAGUCCUCUAAUUAAAUUAAUCUUUCAUUUUGGUCUAAGGAUGCUUUAUGAAUGUGAGAAUAUUUAAUAGGGUCAUUCUGAAAGUGAUCAAAGAACUUCCCUUUAAAAAGUAGAAAUAAUGAUUUUCUUAAUUUCACAUUCUGUCUUUCACCAUCAAGAUGAAGGGAUUCAAACUUAAAUAGCACAUUCCAGAGUCUUCUAUGAGCCAAUCACCAUGUGAGACUGCUCUGUUAGCAUUUCAAGUUCUGGACAGGUUGGUCAUUAUUGAAGUUCUUUCUACUAACCACAAACACUGAAUGUUCUUGACUUGGAGAGUCUGGCUCCUCUCUGAGCUAAAACUCCAUUCCUAGUCAACUGAGCCUCUAAAGAAGAGGGCCUUAGCUUCUCCCCUGAGCAUACAGUGCUCUCUUCCUUUGACUGCCCAGUCAUCAUCAGACAGGAGACUUGAAGGUUUUCUCUUUUGGAAGGGCAGAUAGAUCACUUGUUUCAGAAAGUUAUGAGUCUUCAGAUCUCUCUGGGUUUGAAUCUUCACAUUGCUACAUGAGAGAUGAGAUGAUACUUUCAUGUUGUUUUUUAGAACUCAUCAAGCCCCACCCAUGUGGUCAGUAGCUUCCUGUUCCCUCCUCUUGUAAAUACAGGCUAAAGAUGCUUUAUGAUGCCAAUCAGUUCUCCUUGUAUUCGAUUAUCAAAACAAGUGCCAAGUCAAUUGAGCCCCAUGCAUCUGGGGGGAAUGUAACAAUUGAUUUUACAAUAAUUAUUUGUACACUGCUGGGGUAUAGGACUGGCUUUUUUUUUCCCUGAGAGGAGGGAGUGGGAAGUUUCCUCCAUUUGAAGAAGCAUCUGAAAGAUUAGAGUGGACUUAACUCCGUGUCCUUCUUAUGGACAAAUCCAUCCUUCUUCUAAGGAUGACCUUUAAUUCUCAGAGUGUCUCAUAACAAUUCCACUUUUGUUUUGCAUUCCUUAGGCUUCCCAACAGAUAGGAGAAAGAGAUUGUCAACACUGUUUUAUACUAAACUAUAUGAAAUUAUAAACAAGCUGUCCAGAGGCCAGCAGCACCCUUUCCAAGGUUAUUAAGGGUACAAGCAUUCUACAGCAAAAUGAAAAAAGGGUAUCAUUUGCUACAGAUGCAAUUGUCUUUUCAAUACCCUCUUUGUUAUGGAGAAACGACUAAUCCAAAAGAUUUCAUAAAAAAAGACUUCUUAAACCAUAACCGUAGCAAUUACCUGGACUGCCACAGCCAAAAUACUUCAUUGGUGAUCUGAAAUUGCACAUAAAACACAGAAGAAGAAUGUAGACAUUUUCACAAGAGAAAGACAGGAAAAAAAAUAACAGACCUCUGCUUAUGUAAAAGAGAAUAUUUUUGUGGAAUGAAUGUAAGCUUUCUCUUGAAGGAAUGUCUUAAGAAAUGACAAAACUAUUUCAACAUUAGUGGAAGGAACGCAUUCCAACUUUAUUAGUCCUGAACCACAAAGCCAAAUUUGUAAGGGGGGAAGAGUAACCAAACAUUACUGACAUAUGGCAACAGAUGAAGUGGCUUUGUGAGCCUCAACAUAGAGAGAAGAAAUUUAAAUGGGUAAUAUUUUUGUUACUACCGCAAUAAUUUCUGUAGCUGCUGCUUGGGGAUAAAAAUACCCUUCCUCUUCUCAUUUACGUUUCCACCCAGAGCUGCUGUUCAGUUGCAGCAAAUGCAUCACAUUUUAAAUUGCAAUGAUUCCCUUAUGUCAAAUUUGACCUCAAUUUCAGAUUUGAUUAGGAAAUAGUAAACUGGAAAAAGGGGGAGGUUCAUCUUUUUAAAAAUAAAGAUGCUCUAUAGGCAUUUUCUGCUGCUGCCUGCCUUAAGCAACCCUAGCUGUACUGUCAAUCAAAGGCAGCUCUUUGCUUAAGGAAGAGAACCCCCUUUUCCCAAUGAACUUAGACUUCCUUCCAUUCACACAAAUUCUUGUCAAUCUUCUUCAACUCCCUGCCAGAGCCCCGCCUCCUAAGCUGACCCAGGUCUUCCAGCCAAACAAAUUGCAGUCUCUAAUUAUGCCUGCUGACAGUUUGUCCACCUUAACUCUUUCUCACCUGAAAGCCCCAGAAGGUCCCUUGAAACCUUCCCUGUUCAUUCAUUUUCAGGAGUUCUUGGGAUUAACAAAUUUCCACAAAGGUUUUACUAAGAAAAUAUCAACAACUCAUUUGUUUGUGCUCAGCCAAGAAACUGUGAACAAAUUUAGUGGCUGUGUUAAUUACUCUGGACUGAUAAGGUGACUGUCGCCUAAGCGGCAGAAGAGAACUCUUAUGUUAUUACUAAAAUAAUAUUAUAUGAAGAAAGAGGGUAGAAUUUUCUAGAAAUGGACUUUUAAGGUGUUACACUUAAUAACAUAGAAAAUUACACAGGAAGGCCAGCGCAUAGAAUUAUAUUUUAUGAACAUGUUUAUUGUAUAUACUGAUGUAUGCCUAACUUUCUAAACCUAAAACUCUUCUCUAAUUAAACCAACACCCGUGGAAUCUAGCCCUUACUACUUGAUGGGUUUCAGGAGAGAAAAUUCAACAUUAAUCUUCCCCUCCCCACAUGGCAAAGCUUUGCUGUGAGAAUCCGAUUCGGAUGACAUGGCUAACUAUAUUUAGUGUUUUAGAAUAAGCAACUACAGCGAUUCUUCAAAGUUUGAUCUGCAACCAACCAGCAUCAGCAAUGACAAGGAAACCUGGGAAAUAUGCAAAUCAGCUGCUCCCACUAGAGACCCCAUCCCUUGGUAAAUGAGAUAUGCCAGGACUAGGCUCCAUGCUGCAGGUUUUAACAAGCUCUUUGGAUUGUUUUAAUGCAUGCUGGAGUUCAAAACCAUUGAUCCACACAGUGUUCUGUAUGGCCAAGGAUGAUCAAUGUCACCCCCUGUUUAACUCUGCUCCCCCAGAAAGAAGCUUAAGGGCUUAAAUGGCAGCCUGCCUCUCAGUACAACAGACUCAGACGUGUGGUUUAAAAGUCCAUAACUCAGACUUAGAAUUCAAUUUGAAGGAGAACUAACCUCACAAUUGCUUUUUUUCCCCCCUUGUAAUGGGACUUCAGGAAGCCUCUCUUCCCUGAGUCUUUCUUUUAAAAUACAGCCGUGCAUAUUCUUUACCUGAGCAGCCAUGGACAGCCUAGGAAACCUUUCUCCUGGUUGCUUCACUAGCGCUGGUUUUAUCCUUAAUUUUGAACUAUUCUGUGGCAGUCCUAUGUCCUGCUGAAUCAAUGUCUUCUGGUCUGAGGAGUGGGAAGCUGCUUCAAAACAAGCCACAGGGCGCAAAAAGCUGGGAAACAACAGACUGCAUAGACAUCAUCACUCUAGGUAGCCUGGGGUCAACUUUCAAGACUCUCUUCCUGGCCUUGGAGUGCUGAAUACUCAGGUCACUUAGCAGAUAAGAAUGUCUUAGAAAGAUAAACUGAGAUAGUGAGUUACACGUGUAAGUGUGGGCAUGUGUCCAUCUGUCCUCUAAAAUCUAACCCGACACUCUUAAAUAUUUAAAAUACCCACCACGUGUUUGUCCCUGCUUUUCAAGCAAUUCAAGAAGCUGUGUGUGUCUACUGAUGCUGGCCAAAGCUUGAGUGUAGGUUGUCCCUUUGCUACGGGGAGUGGGGUGGGGAGUGAUGAGUACUUUGGCAUUGAUGACUUCCCUCUUGUCCUCUUCCUCUCAAAUGCACCUGACUUCUUGUAUCCCCAGUUCAAACACAGCCCAUUUGGUCUCAGUCAUCUUCCCCUGCAUCUCCACUUAAACACUCUUUUACUCACGAUCAAAGUCUUGCUCACAAGUCACCUCGCCACUAAGACCAUUGCAGAGUUGGAAUAUAAUAUUUGCAGCAGAAGGCCUAAGCUCGAUUCUGUGCAAUUAACUCAAAUUUGUCACUAAGAUCCAAAGCCUUGCUAUCCUCUCUGACUGUUGAAAGCCAUCUUGGAAACCUCUAUGGUGGAAGCUUCCCAGGUGAAAUUGCCAAGCAUCUCUCCUUGCUCCACGAUCCAUUGCACUGUUUAUUUCGCUCCAAUCCCAAAGCCUUGAAAUAAUCAUGGAUUUGAAUUGCAAAAGAGCAGGAAAACAGUUAGAUAAUGAAAGACCCUUAUUUCGGAGAACACGGAAAAGGCUCGGGCAUGAGAAGGUAGCAGAUGAUUGUUUUAAAACCAUAAGCAGAUUUGCCUGUCAGUACUAUUCCCGGUGAUAGUCACAGGUUAAUGGUACAAGACAAGUCUCUUUCCCAAAAGCCAUAAUAACCACCGUUGACACAACUGUGAUUGUAACCGGACUUCCCGGGGCUCUUCUGGGAGUUUUGUAGAGCACAAUGCUCACAGCAAAGAGACACUCAUGGCUCUCUAAACAAGGACCAGAAAAGGAAAUGGCUGUUGUAUAUAUGCACAAAACGCUGCUCAGCCACUGGCAGCAUUCCAUGGGGCAGGCAAGAGAGAGAUUUCCAGUUGGAAACUAAUCCACAAUUGUCUCAUGCCUCCAGUGGCAUUUCUUCCCCCAGGGAAUAAAGCUGGUGAAUGAUUUAAGGGUAAACUGAGCUCAUCCUGAGCAAUUAUAACAGGCAAUCCCUAUAGAACAGGCUGGCGUGUCUUCACGCAUGAAUUCUUCUCUGGAGAAGACAUGAGCACCGCAACCAACACCCCCCGCACACACACACAUACACACACAUGCUGAAGAGUAGAGAACAGUCUGUCCAGAUGAUGUACUCACAGUGUAAGGGAUCCAAAUAACCUUCAAAGACAAAGAGCAGGAGGUGGAAAGCCAAACAGACAAAAUUAGAGGCAAUCUUAGCACGGGCGAGUGUAAGCAAUCCUCACAUUCCUCCAGCUCAACCUGGAGAUGGCCCUUGCUCAAGACUGUGUUUUAAAUAGCUCAGUCCCACUGGGAAUCCACUGCAUGGUGGUUUGGCAGUGAUAAUAGCGAUGGAAACUUAACUGCAUCUUUCAAUUUUGAGCUUCUCAGGCCAACGAAUCAAAUGUAUAAAGAUUGCCAUUUUCAGCACACAACACAUACACAAAGGUGUGCACACCCUAGUUAGUAAUUCUGUGGGGGAAGCAAAAUGUUUAGCAAUCAGAAACUUUUUAGUGUAUUCUGUCAAUGCUUCAGAGAUAAAAUGUGGGGGGGGGGGGAAGAAAAGUCAACAUGCGCAUGAUUGCUAACUGUAUUACAAUUAUGAUCGUCAGACGUACUGUUGAAAACGCUAUGUAAAAUACCUUCUCCAGCAUCAAUGGAUCAAUACUAUUUGAAAAUAGCUGUCAGUUUGUGCUCAUUAAAUAUUCUUAUGUCUGCGGUGUUCUACUAUUAUCCUGAAAUAGUGACCACACACAAGGAAAAAAAAAAUGGCCUCGUUGAAAUGUUAGAAGUGAAGGAAAUUAUUUAUAGUCUUCUGCCAAAGAAAAUUGUUUAAUGCUCUAUAAAAUGUAGAUUAACUUCUUGUAUUAUGAAUGUGACUGUAAGAAUGCUCACUCCAUCACCUAUCUUUUGAAAAUGAAUUCUUUUUGUGUUUCCAAUGACCAACGGAAAUAUUUUAAGCCGAUGUAAUACACAUAAUUCUUAGAAAAAAAAAGCUAUAUUUGAAUCUGAAAAUUUGGUGGCGUAUUUAUCAGUCUUUUCCUCAAAUUCUUGCAUCACACUAGGCUGCAUUUGGAGACCUUAAACACGCCAACAUUAAUGACGAUUCUUGUCUUAUAGAGAAAUCAUUAAAUCAUUUCUCUUCAAAGAACGUUGAGUGGACAGAAAUUACUGUCUAAUUUUCUUAGCCAACCACUCCAUACUCGUUGUCUCAGAGGUCUACCAAUUUUGCACAGAAAGUUAAGAGACUGUGUAAGCCAAUUUAAUCUGUGCAGUUAGCGAGAACUAGCCAUUAAACUAUAUAUUUAAGUGUUUUGUAAAUAAAAUUUUGAUUACUACAGUUUUGUUCAGACUUAUGUCUUUUAAAAUAAUUAGACUUGAUUUGAAUUUUUUAAAUAAUCUGUUAUAUUAGAUGUUGCGUUAUUGACUGUGAUUCAAUGUACACUCAGCCAUAUUCCUGUGGGAAAUAUCAGUCCUAUUGACUUUCUUGGCAUGAGCCAGAAGCUCUUAGUUUCUCUAAGGACUUUAAUUAUAAAGACAAAAAAAAAAAAUCAAAAUAAAAUGCUAGUGAAGAAAUAAGAAGCCUAUUGUAUAAAAUGUAUUUUUAAAAAUCUUAGGAUUCAUGUGAUUUACACUGCCUGUUAAUCUAGUCUCUGUGGAAUGACCACAUCAUAUGCGUUAAGACAGAAACACCAAAUAUUUGUGAUCUUUGUAUAGCACCUUGUUAUAAUACGUGAUUUCAAAUGGUAAACAUCUCUGUUGUGAUCACGUGAGCCCACAGAAGAAUUAGUUCCUGCUGUCAUGUAAAAUCCAGCUCUCAGAGUUGAAUUUCCUACAGCUGCUCUAUCACCAAUAAACAAGAAUUAAUUGUGAAAAGAUAUAUUUUAUGUUUAUGAUCACUGUGCAUUUUGUUAACGAAUUCAGAAAAUUUUGUUUUUACCAGAAAUUCUCUCAGCCAGUAAAUACAACUGCUGAUUUCAACCAUACUAUUAUUUCUGUGGUUUCUAUAUUCUUGAUCUAACUACCAAAAAAUUGGAAGUUCGGUGCAAAGUAUGUCCUAACAAAGAUACAAUAAGUGACUUUUCCUGCAUGCUGCUUGAGAUACAUUGUAAUUUGAAAUGUCGUAUCAAAAAAAGUAUCUAUUUCACACCCAAA
Messenger RNA from Microtus oregoni (creeping vole), 18622 nucleotides. It is a transcript of the gene Slc8a1, whose product is annotated as solute carrier family 8 member A1. The transcript has 11 exons. Gene Ontology annotation, cellular component: axon; sarcolemma; postsynapse. Gene Ontology annotation, molecular function: calcium:sodium antiporter activity. The record is from RefSeq and is a predicted model, not a curated record. Gene Ontology annotation, biological process: calcium ion import across plasma membrane; sodium ion transmembrane transport; cell communication. Bases 262 to 3174 code for a protein of 970 amino acids. Lineage: Eukaryota; Metazoa; Chordata; Mammalia; Rodentia; Cricetidae.